CACUCGAUCCAGCGACUAGCUGCAGCCAGGCAGCCACUUGGCAGCCAGCAAAUGACACAGCGCUUAGCACAUGUGCAGCGGGGCAAGCAGCCACGUACGGCCUACCUACGGCGGCGGCAAGCUGAAAACGAGAGGCAUCAGCGGCAACAGCAGCAACAGCAGCAACCACCACAGUAUAGUCUGCCGAUAGCACCAUCCGGCAAUGUUUUGACAGAAAGCAGCCCAGCUGCACAUAUCCUUUCGCAGUCGUCGUUGCGAGUAACGCGGCAGCUCGAGAUGCUCAACAUCUUGCUCAGCUACGAGCAGGCGAACCGGUAUGCGCUGAUGGAUUCGCAGAGCAACCCGGUGGGGUUUAUGCUGGAGCACCGCACGUUUGCGCAUGAGCUGAUGCGGCAGGCAUUCCGUCUGCACCGGCCGUUCAAGGUGGAUAUUGUGGAUCUGAACGGGCAUCUUGUGAUGCGCGCCGAGCGGAAAUUCAGCCUGGUCAAUUCGCGAGUGACGAUUAGCGACCAUUCAGGCAAGGUCAUCGGCGAGUCGCAGCAGGAGUGGCACUUGUGGCGACGCCGGUAUGAUUUGUUUACAGAGACAGCGGCAGGGAGUGAACGGCAGCAGUUUGCACGCGUGGAUGCGCCGUUCUUGUCGUGGGAUUUUCCAAUGGUGGACCAGAGCGGGGAGGUGAUGGCGGGGGUGUUCAGGGACUUUGCAGGCAUCGGCAUGGAGCUGUUCUCGGACUACGGGCUGUACGCGAUCUGCUUUGACAAGCUGGCUCUGGCGCAGCGGUAUCAGGGCGAGGCAGCCAGCCCGCAGAUGGCCGAUAGGGAUCUGAACCUCGAUGAGCGCGCGGCAGUGCUGGCGGCGGCAAUUUCGAUCGACUUUGACUACUUCUCCCGCCAUUCACGCAUGGGUGGCGGGGGGUUUGGGUUCUUCCCGUUCUUUGGAGGCGGCAGCAAUGAGCUGACAGACAGCCAAGACAUAGAUAUAGACACGUAGACAACAUGAUACAUGGUGGGGGGUUUCGUUAUUUUUUCGAAAUACAUUUAUUGCAAC
Molecule: messenger RNA, 1047 nt
Organism: Linderina pennispora
Lineage: Eukaryota; Fungi; Kickxellomycota; Kickxellomycetes; Kickxellales; Kickxellaceae
Product: Scramblase
Exons: 1
Coding region: 277-990 (237 amino acids)
Biological process (GO): plasma membrane phospholipid scrambling
Cellular component (GO): plasma membrane
Molecular function (GO): phospholipid scramblase activity
Source: RefSeq, a predicted model, not a curated record